Diversispora eburnea is the source of this 426-nucleotide messenger RNA. Lineage: Eukaryota; Fungi; Glomeromycota; Glomeromycetes; Diversisporales; Diversisporaceae. The record is from the annotation of a GenBank genome assembly.
AUGGGAAGAGUUAAUAAUUCUACAUCGAUAUUUGAACAACGCAGACGAAUUCGUCAAGAGAGGACUUAUUCCAUUUGGCCACGAAUGUCCUCAAAUGACGAAAUUACUUCGAGCAAUGGUGGUGAAAUGAUUACGCCAGUUCCAAUGAAUCGUAUGAAAAGAAAAAUCAAGAUCAUGACAAUACCUGCAGCAACGCGGAGUGCUAAAGAUGACUAUAAUCAAUCGUAUGUUCAGAAGAUAAUUAAUAUGUUAGAAAUCCUAGGAUUCAUCGGGGUAGUCCCACUUCAAGCUUUCGGCCAACCCGGGGAUGUUGGCACUAUUUUUUGGGCCGAACAACGAAUUGGGAAACCUUAUACCGUUAGAGCCGCGAGAAAAGACGUUUUCGAAGUUACACAUUUUCGCGAUGCGAUUUGGAUGUGGAUUUAG